Messenger RNA from Chrysemys picta bellii (western painted turtle), 2765 nucleotides. RefSeq names its product lin-7 homolog A, crumbs cell polarity complex component (gene LIN7A). Gene Ontology annotation, cellular component: synapse; cell-cell junction; MPP7-DLG1-LIN7 complex. Lineage: Eukaryota; Metazoa; Chordata; Testudines; Emydidae. The record is from RefSeq and is a predicted model, not a curated record. Gene Ontology annotation, biological process: neurotransmitter secretion; maintenance of epithelial cell apical/basal polarity; protein localization to basolateral plasma membrane. Gene Ontology annotation, molecular function: L27 domain binding.
CCAGGCGGCGCUGGGCGGCUGCUGCGCACAUCUGGACUCCACAGGCGGGGCGCCCGGGGAGCCAGCGGCGGCACACGCACAUCCCUGGCGCCCGGCCAGCGCGGAGUUCGCUCCGCCUGCCUACAUGUGGCUAGCGCUCCUCCUCGCCACAGAGCAACCUCCAGCAUCCCCGGCCAACUCCUAGCCCCCUCCCCAGCGCCACCCACCUCCUCAGCGCCCUCCCUGUCCCCUCCUCCGCCUCGUCUCCCGGCACGCCGCUCCCGAAGCGGAGCGUCACUCCGGCUGCAGCCGCAGACAUGGCGACGCUGACAGUGGUCCAGCCGCUCACAUUGGACAGAGCUUCUCAUGUCUGUGCCAGAUAGGACAUCUGCUCAGAAGAGCUAAACUGCAAGACGAGGAUUCUAAGAAUUGUUUCAAUUAGUGUAAUCUCCCAGUCACAAACACUACAAUCUUUAUCAUGGGGAAGGAGGGUUAUUUAAGAUGUUGCAAGAGCAAUUGAAUUACUGGAGAAACUACAAGAGUCCGGAGAAGUACCAGUACACAAGCUACAAUCCCUAAAGAAAGUACUGCAGAGUGAGUUUUGUACAGCUAUCAGAGAGGUAUAUCAAUAUAUGCAUGAAACCAUAACUGUUAAUGGCUGCCCAGAAUUCCGUGCCAGGGCCACUGCAAAGGCAACAGUUGCUGCUUUUGCAGCAAGUGAAGGCCAUUCACACCCUCGAGUGGUGGAGCUGCCAAAGACUGAUGAAGGUCUUGGCUUUAACGUGAUGGGAGGAAAGGAACAAAACUCCCCAAUAUAUAUUUCUCGUAUAAUUCCUGGAGGGGUGGCAGAAAGACAUGGAGGACUCAAGCGAGGAGACCAGCUGCUUUCUGUUAACGGAGUGAGCGUGGAAGGAGAGCACCAUGAAAAAGCAGUGGAGCUCCUGAAGGCUGCUAAAGAUAGUGUCAAGCUGGUCGUGCGCUACACUCCCAAAGUGCUGGAAGAGAUGGAGGCUCGUUUUGAAAAACUGAGGACAGCACGACGCCGGCAACAGCAGCAACUGCUAAUUCAGCAGCAGCAACAACAGCAGAAUACACAGCAAAAUCAUAUGUCGUAGGUUAUUCUCAAGAAUAAAAUCUAGAUCAAGAAUUCAGUAACCAAGCAAUUGGAGCUGUGCUUCAGUAUUCCAACCUACAAUUACAAGAAAACAGAGAGAACACAAUAACUGAACUUAUCAAGAAGUUAUGAAUAAGUGGUGUAAGAAUAAUUUAGUAAGAACCAAAACACACCUGGUACCUUCUUUAUAAGGCUUUUCAAUACAGUGCAGUCUCAGAUACAAGAUUUCUAUGACUUUAUUCCUAAUGAGCAGUAUGGUAAGUAAACACUAUGAAAUGUAGAGAAGUUUGGGGCUUCUGAAUAAAUCAUUGUAAGGUCCAAUCUUGCACUCCUUAUUCUAACAAAACUCUGUCCUAUUGGUCAGUGAGGGUUAUAUCUAAGGAGGCCAAGAUCGGCUGCUAGUGAGGGUGAAGUCUUUCUCUGCAGUUAUUUCCAGAAAUGAACAACUUGUAGUCCAUCAACCAAACUGCAUCUGUUCAAAAUGUUGCCACAAACAUAAAACAAACUCCCACAUCACACUCCAUAACCUCUUUUUACUAUAUAUUGUAGAGUUGUUUUAAUCUGACUUCCAGUUUAUAAUAAUUUUCAAUUUUUUUUCCUGAAAAUAGCAAGUUACUAUAUUUAUAAAGUAUUCAGUUGUAGAAGCAAUUGGCUUUUUACUCUUGAUGUUUCCAUAUAUUUUACUAUGCAUCAAUAGAGUGAGGCAGUUUUAGAUCUACUUUAAUUUUAUUAGUAGUAAGGCUAGAGAAUCUUAGAACGUAUUUUUAAAUAUAGGUAUUGCUUGUAUCCAUUAUAGCUAUUAUUCUGAAAUCUAUAACUGAAAACUAUAACUGUAUAUUUAUUCCAUAAAAUAUAUAUUGUCAGAAUGUACUUGUUACAGAAAUAGGAUCUUUGUUUACCAUGUAUUACAAAUGUAGUAAGAUACUGUUAGCAAAAGACCAAGCUUUGUUUGGCACAUAUUCAUGUGAUAAAUAUAACCCAGCUAUCUUAGCUUUUCUGUAUUUUAAAAUUGAUUUUGUAUUUCAUUGUUAAUAUAUUUAGGAGAAGAAGUGUAAAUUGUUCCUGGCAUAUUUUCUUGUAAGUCAGUUUGAUCUUAAAGUUUAGAACUUUAUCAAAUCAAAUUGGAAUGUAAAAGCAAAAUAUAUAAGAACCUUUUUAAGUUUACAUUUACUUUUCCAAAGAUUAAUGAACAGUCACAGCCAAAGCUGGAAGGCUAAAAAUAUCAUCUACCUUAGAAGUGAAAAAAAACGUAAUCCUCAAAUCGUGACCAAUUUAUUUAUAAAUAUCUCCUACAUAGAGAAAAAGGAGGCAAAAAGGAAGUUCUCCAAUUCUUGCAUACUGAAAACUCCAGUUGAUUUCACUUGGAGUUGGGGGCACAAGGAACUCAGAACUAUUCUGAAACAAUGCUCUGGUUGCAGCCUUGUAACAAAAAAGCCAAAACAUGUUACAUCUUUUCUUUGCAAGUACUCACAUCAUUGAUCCCCUUCACUUCAGUAUAAGAUCUAAUCAAAUACAGAGCAGACAGCCACAGCAGGGGGAAAAAGGAUAUACCUUAGUAGCAUCGAUUUUAAAAAAGAAUACCUACUGGCCACCAGCUUUGACAGUGUUCCAUUACUAUAUUUAACUGCUGAAAGUAAUCAUGCUUUUAAAACCAAAUUAUACUUAAAGCACC